Messenger RNA from Struthio camelus australis, 2512 nucleotides. Lineage: Eukaryota; Metazoa; Chordata; Aves; Struthioniformes; Struthionidae. The record is from RefSeq and is a predicted model, not a curated record.
UGUGCAACUGGAAUAUUGGAAGUCAGAUGUGCGAAAGUGGCUUUUGAACAGCAAGAGUGGAGCAUAUUAAGGAUGGACAGAAUGACAGAAGAUGCUCUGCGCCUGAACCUCUUAAAACGGAGCUUGGACCAAGCGGAUGACCGGGAUGAUGUCCUGGCAAAAAGGUUGAAAAUGGAAGGACAUGAGGCAAUGGAACGCCUGAAGAUGCUGGCGCUGCUGAAGAGGAAAGACCUCUCAGGCAUUGAGGUGCCCCAUGAGCUCCCAGUGAAACAGGAUGGUGUGAAAGUCUAUGAAGAAAAGCUGAAUGGGAGCCUUAGGCCCCAUGGGGAUGGCAGGACUGCAGGGAGGCCAGGGAAGGAAAACAUUAACGAUGAGCCGGUGGAUAUGAGUGCAAGGAGAAGUGACCAGGACAGGGGUCGAUUAACCCCAUCACCGGAUAUAAUUGUCCUCUCUGAUAAUGAGGCAUCCAGUCCCCGUUCCAGCUCUCGUAUGGAAGAAAGACUUAAGGCAGCAAAUCUUGAAAUGUUUAAGGGUAAAAGCUUAGAGGAGCGACAGCAGCUUAUCAAACAGCUUCGGGAUGAGCUACGACUGGAGGAGGCCAGGCUUGUGUUGCUGAAAAAACUGAGGCAAAGCCAGCUGCAAAAGGAGAAUGUGGUGCAGAAGACUCCUGUUGUCCAGAAUGCAGCGUCUAUUGUACAGCCAUCUCCUGCUCAUGUGGGACAGCAGGGACUGUCCAAGCUUCCCUCCAGGCCUGGAGCUCAGGGGGUUGAGCCUCAGAACUUAAGGACAUUACAGGGUCACAGUGUCAUUAGGUCUGCCACAAAUACGACUCUGCCCCAUAUGCUUAUGUCGCAGCGUGUGAUUGCUCCAAACCCUGCCCAGUUACAAGGGCAGCGUGUUCCUCCUAAACCUGGUCUCAUCCGCACUACAACUCCAAGCAUGAAUCCAGCCAUCAACUACCAACCGCAAUCAAGUUCUUCUGUUCCUUGCCAGCGUACGUCGUCUUCAGCCAUCUAUAUGAAUCUUGCCUCUCACAUCCAGCCUGGCACUGUGAACAGGGUGUCGUCUCCGCUCCCCAGCCCCAGUGCUCUGAACGAUGCCGCCAAUUCCCAGGCAGCUGCCAAGCUUGCCCUGCGCAAGCAACUGGAAAAGACACUGCUGGAGAUUCCACCCCCAAAGCCACCUGCACCCCUGCUUCACUUCCUGCCCAGCGCAGCCAACAGCGAGUUCAUCUACAUGGUGGGGCUGGAGGAGGUGGUACAAAGUGUUAUCGACAGCCAAGGGAAAAGCUGUGCGUCCCUCCUGCGUGUGGAGCCCUUUGUCUGUGCUCAGUGCCGCACCGACUUCACCCCUCACUGGAAGCAGGAGAAAAAUGGGAAGAUCCUGUGUGAGCAAUGCAUGACUUCCAAUCAGAAGAAGGCACUGAAGGCAGAGCACACCAACCGGCUGAAGAACGCCUUUGUGAAAGCUUUGCAGCAGGAGCAGGAAAUCGAGCAGAGGCUACAGCAGCAGACAGGCUUGUCUCCCACUGCGGCUCCUGCUGUCUCCAGUGUCAGCAAACAAGAGAACAUCAUGAGGCACCACACGCUCCGGCAGGCUCCACAGCCCCAGAGUACUCUGCAGCGUGGCAUCCCCACUUCUGCCCGCUCGAUGCUUUCCAACUUUGCCCAGGCACCCCAGCUGUCUGUAGCGGGUGGUCUCCUUGGUAUGCCAGGUGUUAACAUUGCAUACCUGAAUGCUGGGAUUGGAGGCCACAAAGCGUCGAGUUUGGCGGACCGGCAGCGGGAAUACCUUUUAGAUAUGAUCCCACCCCGGUCUAUAUCGCAGUCCAUCAGCGGACAGAAAUAACGCCUAUUGACCGUUCCCCUUCCUCCCCACUUCCGUCGCAUGCAGUGCCUGUACUGGUGCCUACCGUACACGGGGAAAAAGACAAAAAAAAAGAAACAAAAAAACACACAAAAAAACAAACGAAAAAAACCCAUUUCAAACCUUCAGCGACCUGUCCUUUUCCAAACCUUAACUCCUUUGGUUUUCUAUAGCAGUGAGAGGUCACUUCCUUUGCCCGAGGUCAGAACAAUGUCUGCUUGAAAUCAGCACUAUACAUGUGUUAAAGCUUGUUUUAUGCUAUUUUUUUGUAAUGACAAAGCAUAGAAUUUUUAAUUGUGUUGUGUUUUUUUUCCCCCCCCUCCUUUUCCUUUGCUAAAUGGACGGUUAAACAUUUUUUUUCCUUUCCAGAGACUUGUAAGGGCAUCCACUCUACAUAAAGUGACCGUUUUUUUAAAGGGCAGCCUGUGCUGACUCGCGGGGAAACUGGGGCAAGGAGACGCAGCGGGCUGGAGCCCGGGCAGCCGUCCUCUGCCGCUGGUAGGGUGCUCUUUCCUUUGCUCGGCAGGAGUAGCGAGGAGACGCUCUACGUCUAGCUGAGGGUUGACCCCGAACAUCUUAGCUCGUGCGUCCCUCCCCGGAGGAAGGGAGCGUGGUUUGCGACGGCGCUGGUGCCCGCGCGCGCCGG